This is a messenger RNA of Pelobates fuscus (common spadefoot toad), 735 nucleotides long. It is a transcript of the gene CRYGN, whose product is annotated as crystallin gamma N. The transcript has 4 exons. Lineage: Eukaryota; Metazoa; Chordata; Amphibia; Anura; Pelobatidae. Gene Ontology annotation, biological process: lens development in camera-type eye; visual perception. The record is from RefSeq and is a predicted model, not a curated record. The coding region runs from base 85 to 636 and encodes 183 amino acids. Gene Ontology annotation, molecular function: structural constituent of eye lens.
UGCAAUAUAUAUUGGGUUGUCCAAAUUUUCGAUCUGUCAGAUUUCUUGGCUAGUGCGUUGGGUUGGACAGGAUCCAGUAGAAAGAUGUCUCAAUAUUCUGGAAAAAUAAUUUUUUACGAGGGAAAAUGCUUCACAGGACGCAAGUUGGAGGUGUUCGGAGACUGCGAUAAUUUCCAGGAUAGGGGGUUCAUGAAUCGUGUGAACUCCAUUAAGGUAGAAAGUGGAGCCUGGAUCUGUUAUGACCACCCUGACUUUAAAGGACAGCAGUAUAUCCUGGAAAGGGGGGAGUAUCCGGACUUUCAUCGCUGGAAUGGACACAAUGACCACAUGGGGUCCAGUCGACCUGUUAGAAUGCACGGUGAACAUUACAGACUGGAACUUUUCGAAGGGUGCAAUUUCACCGGCCAGUGCAUGGAAUUCUGCGAGGACUGCCCCUUCUUGCAAGGAAGAGGGUGGAACAAGAACUGUGUAAAUGCAUUGAAAGUCUAUGGUGAUGGCGCCUGGGUGCUUUAUGAAGAGCCCAACUACCGUGGACGUAUGUACAUUGUGGAGAGGGGAGAUUACCGCAGCUUUAACGAAUGGCAGGCCCAGAGCGCAAAUAUUCAGUCCAUCAGACGGGUGGUUAAUUACUUCUAACCAAAGAACUAUUUUAUUACACUCAAAAGCACAGUAACACGUCUUACCUCUGAAUGCAAGAAAUUCCAAAUAAAUUCUUAAACUGUGUCCGUUGGCUCC